Stegostoma tigrinum is the source of this 5919-nucleotide messenger RNA. It is a transcript of the gene bsdc1, whose product is annotated as BSD domain containing 1. The transcript is spliced from 11 exons. NCBI's taxonomy places the organism in Eukaryota, Metazoa, Chordata, Chondrichthyes, Orectolobiformes, Stegostomatidae. Bases 243 to 1598 code for a protein of 451 amino acids. The record is from RefSeq and is a predicted model, not a curated record. Gene Ontology annotation, cellular component: cytoplasm.
CACAGACCGACAGCCGUCAGUGACGUCAUCGCGCAGCCUCCCGCAGCCACUGAAGAAAAACAUCCUGAAAACCCCGAGGAUAAAGGCCGCGAUUAGAGGCACCGAACCGGCCCCGGCCCUAACGGCUCAGUGUCCAGAGCCACAGCUUGUUCCUGCAGCACCCUCCCUGACCCAGCUCUCGCUGCGAUAGGCCGCGGAGACCCGGGCAUCCCCGAGGCUUCAAUGACAGCGGCUCGGGGAGAAUGGCGGCCGGGGAAUCUGCUGGGAGUUGGUGGGGGAGCUGGAUACAAGAAGGUUUCCAGUCAGUAAAAGAAAAGUCUACUGAAGCACUGGAGUUUAUGAAACGGGACCUUGCAGAGUUUUCACAUGUGGUACAGCAUGAUACAGCAUGUACAAUUGCAGCCACUGCAAAUGCGGUGAAAGAAAGACUGAGUGCAGAAACAUCUACAGGAGCUGGACAGCAAGUUAAAAAGGGAUUAUCAAACAUCCUGGGAGUCCUCUCGGACACUUUUGCACCUCCUCCAGACAAAACUAUUGAUUGUGAUGUUAUAACACUGGUUGCAACACCAUCUGGUACUACAGAACUCUACGACAGUACCAAGGCUCGUCUUUACAGUCUACAGGCUGAUCCAGCAACAUACUGCAAUGAGCCAGAUGGGCCCCUGGAACUCUAUGAAGAGUGGGUUGCUGAUUUUAAUCUUGAAAAUCAGAAAGGGGAAAUCUCUGACCUAUUGGUUAACAGUCCAGCAGUACGUGCGCUUUACACAAAAAUGGUACCAGCAGCCGUAUCUCAUUCAGAAUUUUGGCAUCGAUACUUUUAUAAACUGUAUCAGUUGGAACAGGACGAGACCAGGAGAGUAGCACUGAAGCAGAGAGCGGAGCAGACCUCUCAUGCAGAGGAGCUUCAAUGGGAAGAGGAAGAAGAUGAAUUUGUAGGUGCUUCGUCUCCCAAUUCAGAUUUACGACAUAUGCCGCAAAAGCCAUUAUCGCAUUUACAAUCUCCAGUUGCAUGCUGUAGGCUGGAGCAUUCAGUUGAACUUCAGAACCAGAAUAUUGCUGACGUCAUGCCAAGGCCAUUGGAAUGCCAGUCUGAUAGUGUCAUCAGCACCUCCACAGAACUCCAGUUGAGAAGUCAAAUCUCCACAUCCAGUGAGACGUCUAGGUCUGAGGAGACUGUAAAGGAAAUUGCAGGCAAUGUAGUAGAAACCAGUGUGGAGCUGGUGGUACAACAAGAUUUGAAGCCAAGUAGUAAGGGCAGACUUUCGAUCCCAGAAGAAGAAGCAAAUGGAUCAACAAAAUAUCAAAAAACGAAGGAGUUUACUGCAGUAUCUGGUGCAGUGUUUGAGGCACAGAACACAAACAAACUGGAGACUACAAAAGAUGAUGGACCAAUUGAUUUGAGAGUGUAUGAACUUAACUCCGACAGUGGAAAAUCAACACCAUCCAAUAAUGGAAAGAAAGGGUCUAGCACAGAUAUCAGUGAGGACUGGGAAAAAGAUUUUGAUUUGGAUAUGACCGAGGAAGAAGUCCAGUUAGCACUGUCCCGGGUGGAUGUGUCAGAACAGCUGGAAGAUGAAGACUGGGAAGAUUGGGAAUAAAGUGAAAUUGGACAUUGCUGCUUUAGUUGAUUUUCUUGAAUUCUUUCAUUCUAAUGUAAUGAGCAUCGUGUUUAUAUUCUUAGCCUGUAGUGUAUAUACAGGUUUCCUGUGUCAUUGCUUCACCAAGCUAGGGUAACAUGUUUUAUACUGCAUGCUAUUGUAUCAUACAGCAGGCUUUUAAGCAUGUAAUUAUAAAGGACUAUGGAGCAUGGGUUAUAUUUCAUUCUUUAUUCUAAAGUUCUAUUUAGUGGGAGACAUUGCUCUUAUUGUUUCUAAUGGUGUUUUGUUUUUGCGUAAUUAACAGCUGGUUGGUUGUGCAAUAUAUAUUUUAAAUAUGCAUUUUCUAGCUUUCAGAUAUGGGAGACCAUUAGUUUUGUAAUUCAAGUUCCCUUAGAUCUUUUACAGAUUUGCACUUACAUGGAUUAAACUUAACUUAUACAAGGUUAAUUGACUAAUGCUUUCAGUGUUUAUGCACCUUUUAAAUAAAACAAAUGUCAGCUAAAAGUGCUAAUUGGAAAUUGAAUUCCUCCAAUUUACUGAAGUGAUAGAGCAAUGCUGUUUUUAAAAUUGGAGGCUUACCAAAAAUAGUUAUAAUUUUGAGCUACAUGGUAUUUCAGAUGUGUUUUUGAAACCCUUGACUCUGCUUGUAACCAGUCCCACACUAGUACAGAUUUGCUACUCUGUUAAUGUUGAAUUGUGGUUGUUGAAACAAAUAUGGGAUCAGUAAAUGAAUAUUGACUGCCAUUUUGUGGUGAAAGUGUAGCAAAAGUCUUGGAAGGUCAGUUGUUAAUCAAGUUGAGUAGGCUUCUCAGUUAAAUCACUAACUGAAUGUUCUAGAUGUUUUAGUGGGAGAAGGGGUGGUCUGAUUGGGAAGCAGAAAAAUUUAGUUAGUUGUAUUGAUCCCAUGAAUACAGCAGGAAAUACAUACAAGAAUAGUUCAGAAAUCUGCUGGCUAAUUGAUCACACCUUCCUGUUAAUUGGUAAUAGGUGACCUGUGAGCAAGCUAAAAACAAAGGAGAGCAGUUUGCCUUGAAAAAACUGAAAACUGUACUGAAUGAAUUGGAAGCACUAAUACAGUUAUUGUACUGCACGCCGUGCCUUCACUACUGAAGCGUGUCAUUACCAUGUUUCUGUAUAUAUGAUUGAAAUUUGACAAGCAAAAUUUUGCAUUCUGGAAAUUUGAAACAAAAACUCUGGUGAUACUCAACAUAUCAGGCAGCAUAUAUCAAAAAACAAAAGUCAGCUAAUAUUUCAGGUGUAGGAUGCUUCUUCAAAAGUCUUAUAACUAAAAUGUCAAAAGACUUCUGCUGUCUUGACGAGCUGUCUAACCUGCUGAGUAUUUGCUAUUUGUUUUUAUUUCUUUAAUAAACCUUUGCAUAUUUAUUUGACAGAUGCAAGUAUUUUGCUAAAUGGACAUUUUUGAAAACCACAAUGCAUGUUAAAACCCUGUUUCUAAGUGCUGAGUACAGACCAGAUUUGCUAUGUAACACUAGGUUGAAACAUUAAUGAGUAAUCUCUCCUGGCACAACUGGAAGUGAUUAUUUGAAUAUUGCUUAGCUUUAAAAGUUACUCAUUGGGGUAUGAGUCCCCCCCCCCCCCCCCCCCCCCCCCAAUCCUCUUCUAUCUUGUACAGGUACUAAUAGGGAAAACACACUCAGAUUAUUAUACAGAAUGAAAAUGUUGCUAGCUGUACUUUUGAAGAGGUUUAGCUGUAAGUAAGAGAUUGAUUGAUUAAUUUUCCUUCUAGUUUUUAAACCAACUAAAAUCUAGUGCUUGCUGUUUCACACUUGGUACAGAACAUAAUAGUGAAUAACUUUCUAUCGUUGGGCACGUUUUUCAAAAUGGCUAACAAUAUACAAACAAAAGACCUUCACAUACAAUAUAUUAGGUAGCAUGAAUCUUAACCUAUACGCUAAGCAUUGAAACAUUCAAAAUUAGGUGUUGAUUUGUAUUCAGAGUAUGAAAGUGAACUGCCAUUGAGUGGUUGCCAAUUUGAAAUGUUACUGGUGACUAAUACAAAGAAUGGGCAUGUCUUAAACCCUCACACACCUUCAUGUCACAGCCUGCAUUGCCUGUCAGUUAUAGGGUACUAGUAAGUAAAACAUCCAAUUGUGAUGUCCAAAAUUGAGACUGACAACCUUAGCAUGUCAUUGGUUGAAAAGAGGAAAUCAACUGACAUGCUGAGUUUAUGCAAAAACAAAACUUCUAGGGCUGGUGUUGUACAGAGGAUUGACUUGUAUGCCAUCAUUUACAGCAUUUGCAUUUAUUCCUAUUACAAUUUGAGUCUGACAAAAAUCUGGCAAGAAAAGAAAAGUCUCAAACUAAAAAUGAUUUUGGGAUUCAGUGGAUUUUUUUUUUAUUCAGGGAAAAGGAGGCUUAGCUGGCUGGGUUACUAUUUCUUAAUUUAGAACAAUAUCUGCAAGUUGCAGCUUAUCUUCCUGUAAUUCCACCACACUAUAAUUGUAUAUUUCAGUAUCUGAAGUUAAUUUAUAAAGCAAAUAACUAGCAUGUAUUUUUCAAUGUUUGUUUUCUUUUUCAAGAAGACGUAUUUUCAUCAAACUUAAAGUUCCCGUAGUCCAAAAGGACCUUAGGGUUGCUGCUGUCAUUAAGGAAAGACCACAGGUGGUGGUUUAACCUGAGAGCCAGCACACCUCUGAUGAAAGGAGAUGUUGAGAACAUGGGACCUUCUUGGUAAUGCCUGUCAGUGCAGGAACUGCACCUGCACUGUUGGUGUUACUCUGCAUUGCAAACCAGCCAUCCAGGUAACUGAGCUAAUUAAGCUGCCUAAAAAACAUUCAAAGACUCUGCUUCCACAACCUUUUGAGGAAGACUGUGUGAGAGAAGAAAUUCACCACAUCUCAAAUGGGCGACCUCUUAUUUUAAAGCAGUGACUUUAAUUUUUCUGGAAUAUAUUUAGACCAGGGCGAGAUCAAUGAUAACUGAAUGUCCAAAAACACUUUUACAGCCAAUUACAAGAUUUUGAAGUCCAGUCAUCCAGUUGUCACUCUUCUGUUGGUGUUUCUUCCACUUUAUAAAAUGCUUUUGAAAUUUAUCUGUCUAUUAACACAUUCUGGUCAAUUCCUCAAAGACCUUCCCUAAUUGAAGCAUGAUUCUGUGCAUUGAUAUUUCAUUUUGAAAUUUUGGUGAUGUGAUGAGAGUGUGCAAUAUUGUAUCUGUGUUUUAAAGAGCAAAAAAAUUAUUAAUAUCUUGGUGUCAAUCAUGUGAAGGUGAGAAAAGUGAUCAUGUGCUGUGAAGGCUGUUAAGGUUCUUGAGUGGUGCCAAAUUCUUCAAUUGCUUAGACAUCUAGGAUAAAACAAAUGAUUUUUAAAAUAAAGUCAUUGACUUAUUGACUAGUUAGAUUAUUUGAAAAAGUAAGCUACUGUAAAACUGUACAUUCGCACUAUAAUGUUAAUCGGCAGAGAGGUUAAAUGUUACAAAGUAUUUAUGUUCACGAUGAUUAUGGGGUUUGUCAAGUUCCUGGUUACAAAGGGUAAGAGAUGAAUAUGAUGAGGCAAGAGCAACUAUGGUAUCCUAGAGCCUGUUCUUUUUCAGCCCAGAGGUUUGCUAUUUUCUUUCUGAUAGGUGCUAAGUAAACGGUUUAAUGAUACAUCGCUGACUGGAUUGUUUGAGUCUCCUGGACCUGAUUGAGUAUUAAAGAAAAGGCAAUCUAAAGAAGGCACCAAGUCAGGCCACAGCCAGAGUACUGUGAACAUGCUUGGGCCCUGUAUCCAAGAAAAGAUACAGUACCGUUGGAGACAAUUUAGAGGGUUCAUUAGACUGAUCCGAGGAAUUACUAUCACAUGAGAGAUUGAGUCAGGUGGGCUUGUAUUCGUUGGAGUUUAGCAGAAUAAGAGGUGUCCUUUAUUAUAACAUACAAGAUCUUUAUGAGAGUCGACAAGUUAGAUGUGAAAAUGUUCUUUUUCCCCUGUCUAGGACUAAACAGCAUAAUCUCACAACAUGAGGUUUCCCAUUUAAGACACUGAGGAAUUUUAUUGACGCUUGUCAGUUUGUGGAAUUACUUAAUAUGAGAGGACUAUGGAGGUUUGGUCAUUGAUUAAAAAUCCCAUUCAGCUUUGAAUAUAAUUAAAGUAUUUGAGAUUUAUGGGGGAAGGGCAGGAAAGUGGAGUUGAGAAUGAUUGAUUGGAUCAGCCACGAUCUCAUAAAUAAAGCAGUCUGUGGGCUGAAUGGCCUACUUAUGACUGCCUGAAUGACUGCCUUUAAAAUCAAUCUCAUUCACUUGGGUUGCUGCUGGUUUUUAAUGGGCCGAACUAAGAUGUAACAGUGCACAUUCAAUGACAUUGAAUUGCACCUGACACAAAGC